This is a messenger RNA of Mytilus californianus (California mussel), 10508 nucleotides long. Its product is annotated as muscle M-line assembly protein unc-89-like. NCBI's taxonomy places the organism in Eukaryota, Metazoa, Mollusca, Bivalvia, Mytilida, Mytilidae. Bases 124 to 9162 code for a protein of 3012 amino acids. Gene Ontology annotation, cellular component: axon; plasma membrane; neuronal cell body. Gene Ontology annotation, biological process: synapse organization; homophilic cell-cell adhesion. The record is from RefSeq and is a predicted model, not a curated record. The transcript has 23 exons. Gene Ontology annotation, molecular function: axon guidance receptor activity.
UAUUAUUCACCCCUUUUUUCGUUUCGAACCCGAUACCUCUCUGGUUUCUCCGGUGGAUGCCUUUGAAUAUAUAUGAAAAUAUUUAGUUUUAUCUUCAUCUAAAGUUUCAGUGACAUUCUCAUCAUGGCAGAUUCCAUCUGUUCAAGUUCUGACGAAGAGGAAAUAUUAACAUAUAAGCUUAGAAUCCACGACGCUGACAUUUCUGAUUCUGGGAAAUGGCAAUGUGAAGUCAAGGAUAAGUAUGGAACUGUGUCGACAACAUGUGACCUUGACGUAUUCGAAGAAGCUAAACGGCAGUCAUUAGUUUCUGGUAGUGAUAUUAAGGUUGUCCAGAAUGGUACAUUAGUCAAUGGAAAGUCUGCCAAUGGAACAGGUUCUGACUCGGAGGAAGAGAUUUUGACAUAUCGUCUUAAAAUCCAUGAUGCUGAUAUCAAAGAUGCUGGAAGAUGGAAAUGCGAAGUCAAGGAUAAACAUGGAACAGCAUCUACAUCUUGUGAUCUGGAUGUCUAUGAUUCAACUCCUGCUUCAGAAGAACCUAGAUUUCUAAUGAGUCUUAGAAAUGUAACAGCUUUAGAAGGACAGAGUAUUAAGCUGAUAUGUAGAGUCAGAGGUACACCACUCCCUAAAAUUAUUUGGUAUAAAGACGAUGUUCCUAUAUCUAAAGACGAUUACAGCUACCAAGUUCUCUAUCUGAAAGACGGAACCAUCAGUUUAGAAAUAUUUUAUCCUAAGCCUGACAAAGAUGCUGCAGUGUUCAAAUGUGAGGCUCAAAAUGACAAGGGUUUGGUUACUUCUGAGGCCAAGGUCACUGUGCUUUCUAAGAAAAGAGAAGAGUCGAUGUCACGGGACCAUUUGUUGAACCUCUCCCAGUGGAGCAGAGCCAGAAGUGAAACACGUCGUGCAGCAAGUGAAUCCCGUACCUCAAUACGAGCAACAAGUGAAUCACGAUAUUCAUCAUCCAGUUCAUUAAAAUCAUCUACCAAGAAACUGGAAGACUAUUAUAUAAAUAGAAAAACAUCUAAAUAUGGAAAUUAUGAAUGUGACAACAUAGAUGCCAAGUACGAUAUUUAUAAACCAGGGUAUACUCCUCUUAAAUUUCUCAAUACUAAUGAAAUGGAACCAGAAAUCAGGUUGAAGAUAAAAUGGGGCACAAAUGAAGAGUUCUAUUUUCAAGAAAAUCUAAAAAAUAAAUGUAUCUUAGAAGGAUCUCGUGCUUUUUUGAGUUGUUAUCUUGUUGGAAAGUUGCCAAUGUAUGUUCAGUGGUACAAGGAUGGCAAGGCAUUACUGAACAACGUUUAUGAAAGAUAUGGAAUCAGACAAAGAGCAGGACACCUGAGUCUUGAAAUACCAUGCACUGAUUUAGAGGAUACUGGAGACUAUUUAGUGGAUGUCAGGAAUGAACAAGGCAGAUCAAAUUCCUCUUGUUAUUUACAAAUAGAACCCAGAUUUAAACAUGAUAUAGAAUUUGAAAAGCCAACAUUUUUGGAGGGAAUCCGCCAUAUUCAUGUGAAUGAGAGACAGACAGCUACAUUCCAAGUUAUUGCCAAAGGGAAACCUAAGCCAGGAAUUACAUGGUAUAAAGAUGGAAAGCGUAUCCAAGUUACGGAGAAGACUACAAUCCACAAUGGUCAAAAGGGAGGUAGUCUGCUCAUGAUCCACACAUGUGACUUCUCUGAUCAAGGACUGUAUAAAGUAGAGGCCCAUAAUAUGGCAGGACGAUGUUCUGGAUCAGCUAAGCUUUCAGUUUUUGAAUCUGGUACAAGGUUUACAUGUGGAGAAGAUGGAGAUAUAAAGAUUAUUCGCAGAAAAGAUUCUUUAGAAGACGAGGAAAUUGAUACGGAAAAUUUAUCUCGUCAGUCACUUUUAAGUACCAUGGAGGGAGAACAAAGUUCAAUUGUCAACAAAGGUGAAACUGAGAGUUUAAAGGGAUUUGAUGAAAUGGACAUUACUUUAAAAAAGAGCAAGACGGUGACGACUGAUGUUAAUGGAGAUUUGAAAAUUGUUGAAGCUACAAGUAAGAUUGAAACUGUAAAGGGAUUAACUGAAUGUGAAGUAGAUAGUUCAGUCAUUAAAACAGAGCAGAAACAAACUGAAACAAAGACAACCAGUAGAAUUACUACAGAUAUUGAUUCUAAAACUCAAAAGGUUCAAAGCUUGGUUGAUGAACAGGAUAGGUCAGAAAACAUUCACAGAUCAGAGGUUAAAAGUGAAAUUUCUGAGUCUAUGGAACUUAUGAAAAGUUCAGACCUGAAGAUAUCAUCUACAACUAAUUCUUCAUUUAAGAUGUCAGAGAUUUCCAAAACUGAGAAGGCUGACAAAUCAAAUGUUUCAAGUUCAUUAGAUGAAUCUGAAUCAAUUGCAAGUACAGAAAUGUCAAAGGCCAAAUCAGCAAUGUCAGUUGUUCAAAAGUCAACAACUGAAAUAGAAUCAAAUGUCUCUGUAACUGUAGACACAAAACUAGAGGAAACACAAGAUCAGAAUAAUGAGUUGGAGACAAAGAUGGCAGCUAAAGAAAGUGACUCUUUGGAUGGACCAAAAGUUACAGGUGAUCUACAGAGAACUGCAUCAUUUGAAGCAAUAGAAAAAGCCAGAAGGUUAUCAAAAGGGGAUGUCAAAUUAGAAAAAUUAUACUCACCAAAUGCUGAUGGAGGUCUGUUGUCUUCUAAAUUCAUUAAAACAAAUGGUAAACUUAGUAGGGGAUCUUCAAUUGAUGAGUCUGAAAAACCAAGGAGAAAACUAAGUAAAGGUGCUUCUGUUGAGGAUGCAGUCAAUGGAUUGGCAAAUAGACGAUUGAGUAAAGGCUCUCCUGUAGAGGAUUCAGUCAAUGGAUUGGCAAGUAGACAAUUGAGUAAAGGCUCUUCAAUGGAGGAAACAGGUAAUGGAAAAAUACAUAGAAAACUUAGCAAGGGACUUUCUGUGGAAGACACAGGAAAUGGAAGAAGAAAAGAAGUGAUAAGCAAUGAAGGUUCCAUUGAAACAAAAGUCACUCAGAGUUCUUCUGAAAGCAUGGAAAGUUCAAAAGUCACUCAGAGUUCUUCUGAAAGCAUGGAAAUUUCAAAGGUCACUUGUGAAGCAGACCAAAUUUUAACAAAGGCAAACCAACAAACAAAUAUUUCUGAAACAAGUUUAACUGAAAGCAAAGAGACCAAACCUGACGAGUCAAAGGAUGAAACUUUAACAUUAAAGCCAGAGACUGUUGUAACAGAAAUUGUUCCUGAAAAGGCAAACAAAACUGAGGAGAAUGCAUGUGAUUCGAAACAAACAUCAACAGAAAUAACACCAUCGGAAGACAAACCAACAGAGGAGAUUCAGUCAAGAAACAGUAAAAGUUCACAAGAGAUUGUGACCAGUAAAGAUGCUGAAAUUGUAAAGACACAACCAAUUGUAAACAAUGAAAGUGCAGGGGUUGAAAGUUCAACAGAUAAGAAAGAAGUCAAAAGUUCUUCUGAAAAGAUUGAAGACCGAAUUUCAACUGAAGAGAAAGGAGGUAAUACAGACAACAAAGAUUUUACUAGAGAACAAACAAAGGAAUUAGAAGCAAGCUUAAUCGCAGACAUGAAAACAGAUGCACUAGCCAGUCCUGUACUAGCAUUUGAAACUACAUCUGAUAUUAAAUCAAAUACAGAUGAUGCAAAGAUGAAAGGGUCACUUAAAGCAGAAACAAAGUCAUAUGAUAUAGGUGCUCAGAGUUCAAUUGAGGAAUCAAAAGUUGUUGAAACUAUGUCAGAGGUGGCAGUAGAAAGUUCACAGGACAAAUUUUCAUCUGAUGAAGUAGAUGCAGCUGUUCCUAAGGUAACUUUUGAAAGUUCAGAAGGAAAACAUUCAAGUGAAACAAGUAAAUCAAUUGAAAAGACAACUGAAUCUUCAGAAGGAAAACAUUUAGUGGAAACUUCAAACCCUGAAGUAUCAGAGAACAAAUCAUCAAUGGUAACAGCUAAGAAUAAUUCUGAAGAGAAAACAGAAGAAAUGAAUUCUAAUGAAGCAUCAUCUGUCAAACCUUUGAAAUCAGAAAAAGAAAUGUCAAUUGACGUUUUAACCAAAAAGACUGAUUCAGUAUCGAGUAUAGAAGAACAAUUAGAGACAUCAGGUGAAAAAGUAAAGUCAACAAAACAGACUUCAAUGGAAGAUAAAUCCAUGAUUACAAAAGGUCAAGAAAUUGAAGAAAAAUCUUUGUUAAGAUCAUCAGACAAGAUGUUUGUGGGAGGAGAGGAUGUAGAAAUUACUACAGAGGAAGAAAGCAGUAAAACAGAAGAGAAAGAAACCAUCUAUACUACACCACCAAAUAUUGUAAAAUUUCUGCCAAAAGUUGUGGAAAUUAAAGAUGGAGAAACAUUGAAGCUGCAGUGUCUGGUAUCAGGUGAACCUAAACCUAAAGUUGUUUGGCUGCACAAUUCCCAGAGAAUAACAUCUACUUCUGACCACAUAAUACUGACAUCUAAAGAACAAUAUCAUAAUCUGGAGAUAACUAAAACUAAAUUUUUAAGGGAUGCAGGAAUUUAUGCACUCAAGGCAUCAAAUAUUUCUGGUGAGCAGGAAAGUCAUAGUGAAGUUCAAAUUGAGGGAAGUUUGAAAAUAUCAACUGUAGAUAGCAAGGAAGAAUUACUGGUCAAGUCAGCGAGUGAAGAAAUCAGUGACAUAAAGGAAAAAUCAAUUGAUGUUAAAGACAAGAAAAAUUUACAAUCAAAUUUAAAAAAUGUUGAUGAACAGAAAGAUUUUAUAUCAGAUGUUAGUGAGAAGACAGAUUUUAACACGAAGUCUUUAAAGAGUGAAGAUUUAAUCACAAGUUCUUUGAGUGCAGAUAAAAAGAAAGAUUUUGAAGUAGAAGUUGAUAGAGCUUCGAAAAAAGACUUAGACAUCAGUAUGGUUGAAGAUAAAAAGGCAUCUGCAUUGGAUGCCAAAAAUAUUUCAGAGAAAACAUCCUCUAAUGUAAACAAUGACAGCCUAUCCUCUAGAGAUACAUCAACAAAGAUGAGUGGAGACAGAAAAGUUAAUGAAAUUGAAAGAAUUGAAUCGGUCCAGGCAGAGACAUGUAUGACAAAUGCACCUUCAUCUAAGAAAGAAGAACAAAGUGUAGAAUUAAGUGGAAAACCAUAUUUUGCUGUACCACUCCAAGAAGAAUAUUGUCCAAUGGAAAGAGAUGAAAAUGUUAGACUUUAUGUUAAAGUUGGUGGAGAACCAUAUUCACCUGCAAGAUGGUUUAAAGAUGGCGAAGAACUGGAAUCCAAUAGAAGAGUAAUGGUGAACUGGGAUACAGUCACACAAGAAUCUACUGUUGUCAUUAGCAGAUAUAAAUUAAAGGAUGCUGGAGUGUAUGAAUGCCUCAUCCUAUCAGAAACUGGUGCAAUCACAACCAGGACACUGUUGAACUUAAAAAGAUUGGAGACACAGAGAAUAGAGACCAAGUUACCACAUGAGACACCAGACUUAGAUGUUCCAUUGAUAUUAUGGCCUAUCAAGGAUACAACAGUAUACAAAGGACAAGAAGCCUACUUUGAAUGUGGUGUGGACAAGCAGCCUAAUAUUUCUGUCAAAUGGUAUAAAGAUCGAAAGGAAAUUAAACAAAAGAAAAGGAAAUAUAAUUUUACGGAAAGCAAAGGUGUGCAUACAUUAACAGUAGAAGAUGUUCAGGAUGCAGAUCUUGGUAGCUACACAUGUGAAGUAACUAGUACAGAUCGUACAGUGUCUGUUAGUGCUAACAUCUUACUUAAAGCUGAGAAGAAUAAAAGUAUUGAAAUAGGUCCCCCUAAAUUAACAGUAAAGCCUGACAGUUUGAUGGGAGUAGCUGCUGGGGAAACUGCUGUAUUCAAAUGUUGUGCAGAGGCCAAUCCUCCUCCACUUUUCAGAUGGACAAAGGAUAUGGUUGAUAUAAUCCAGUCACCUAGAGUAAAAAUAUCAAUGUCAGACUCUGGAGAAUCUACGUUGACCAUCUCAAAUGCCAUGUAUAGUGAUCGUGGAAUGUAUGUCUGUAUUGUGAAAAACAGAUUAGGCAGAGUUAAAACCAGAACCAGUCUACAUAUUGGUGAUGAAUAUAAAGAAAGAGAUGUGGGACAGUCAGUAAGAAGGGAGACAACCAAUGCAGAUACUGUGAUUGAGAAUAAUGAUAUAAUUACCAAAAAAACUACACUGGAUCUUCUUUCUGAAAAACUUGAUGAAAUAGAUAUUGUUAAAAGAAAAAUAGUGUUGGAAUCAACAGAAAAUACUACAUUUACAUCAGAAGAUGGCAUUGAUAGUGUAGAAAAAAGCAGUAAAUUUACUGGAGAGUUUGAGGUUGAUCUAGACGAGGAAGCAAAAGCUAAAUUGGCAGCAGAGGUAGCUAAAAAAGAUAAAAUAGAGGCGGAAAGGUUCAUCUUACUUGCAGUAAUGGAAGCAGAAAAAGCAAAGACAAUAGCUGAAGAAAAAGUUAAAUUAGCAAAAGAGAAAGCAAAAUUAGUUACUGAAGUAGCUGCAGCAGAUAGAAAUGAAGCUGAGAAAGCAGCUUUAAUAGCAGCAGAGGAGGCAGAAAAAGCUAAAAUAGAAGCAGAUGAAAAAUUAAGAAUAGCUGCAGAGGUAGCAAAGAAAGAUAAAAUAAUUGCUGAAAGAGUAGCAUUACUGAUGGAACAAAAUAGGAUAAUUUCUGAAGAGGCAGAAAAAGCCAGAAUUUCUGCAGAAGAAGCUGUGAAAGCCAAAAUUGUUGCUGAAGAAGCUGAGAAAAGCAGAUUUGUUGCUGAAAAAACUGAGAAAGCCAGAAUUGCUGCUGAGAAUGCCAGAAUUGCUGCUGAGAAUGCCAAAAUUGCUGCUAACAAAGCUGAGAAAGACAGAAUUGUUGCAGAAACUGAAAAACAAGAAGAAACACCUAAACCUAAAAAGAAGAAUCACAGACUGACAUUUGAAGAAGCUGAGAAACUCAGGCUUGAAGCAGAAGUUGAGGAUGGUUAUGGAAAUGCAGAAAAUGAAUUGUCAGAGAAAGACAGAAAUGAAGUUACAGAACAAGUUGGGGGUGCCAGAAUUGCUGCAGAACCAGAGAAAGGUAGAAAUGCCCUAGAAGAAGCAGAAAAAGCAAAAAUUGCUGCAGAGGAGGCAGAUAAAGCAAGAAUUGCUUCAGAAGAGGUAGAAAAAGCUAAAAUAUCUUUAGAAGAAGAAAAAGCUAGAAUUGGUGGAGAAGCUGAAAUAGCCAGAAUUGCUACUAAAGAAGCUGAGGAAGCCAGAAUUGCUGCUGAAAAAGCUGAGGAAGCCAGAAUUACUGCUGAAGAAGUUGAGAAAGUCAGAAUUGCUGCUGAAGAAGCUGAGAAAGCCAGAAUUGCUACUGAAGAAGCUGAUGAAACCAGAAUUACUGCUGAAGAGGCAGAGAAAGCCAGAAUUGCUGCUGAAGAAGCUGAGAAAGCCAGAAUUGCUGCUGAAGAAGCAGAGAAAGCCAGAUUUGCUGCUGAAGAAGCAGAGACAGCCAGAAUUGCUGCUGAUAAAGCUGAGAAAGACAGAAUUGCUGCAGAAACUGUAAAACAAGAAGAAACACCUAAACCUAAGAAGAAGAAACACAGAAUGACAUUUAAAGAAGCUGAAAAAAUCAGACUUGAAGCAGAAAUUGAGGAUGGUUAUGAAAAUGCAGAAAAUGAAUUGUCAGAGAAAGACAGAUAUGAAGUUACAGAACAAGUUGGGGAAGCCAGAAUUGCUGCAGAAGCAGAGAAAGCUAGAAUUGCCCUAGAAGAAGCAGAGAAAGCACGAAUUGCUGCAGAGGAGGCAGAUAAAGCAAGAAUUGCUGCAGAGGAGGCAGAUAAAGCAAGAAUUGCUGCAGAAGAGGUAGAAAAAGCUAAAAUAUCUGUACAAGAAGAAGAGAAGGCUAGAAUUGCUGCAGAAGCAGAGAAAGCCAGAUUUGCUGCUGAAGAAGCUGAGAAAGCCCGAAUUACUGCAGAAGUAGCUGAGAAAGCCAGAAUUGCUUCUGAAGAAGCUGAGAAAGCCAGAAUUUCUGAAGCAAAUGAAAAACACGAAGAAACAUCUAAACCUAAGGAAAAGAAACACAGAAUGACAUUUGAAGAAGCUGAGAAACUCAGGCUUGAAGCAGAAGAUGUGGAUGGUUAUGGAAAUGCAGAAAAUGAAUUGUCAGGGAAAGACAGAAAUGAAGUUACAGAACAAGUUGGGGAAGCCAGAAUUGCUGCAGAACCAGAGAAAGGUAGAAAUGCCCUAGAAGAAGCAGAAAAAGCAAAAAUUGCUGCAGAGGAGGCAGAUAAAUCCAGGAUUGCUGCAGAAGAGGUAGAAAAAGCUAAAAUAGCUGUAGAAGAAGAAAAGAAAGCUAGAAUUGCUGCAAAAGCAGAGAAAACACGAAUUGCUGUAGAAGAAGCAGAAAAAGUUUCAUUUGUUGCUGAAUCAGAUAAGAUAAGACUUCCUGCUGAGGCACAGGAAAAAGAAAAAGAUUCAAGGGUGAUGCCAGGAGCAGAUGAAAUGUUGAACAUAACCAGAAGAAAGAAGAAACAUAGAAUGACAUUUGAAGAAGCUGAGAAUCUGAGGCUUGAGUCAGAGACUGAAGAUCUUGAACUGUCAAUGAACAAAAAUAACAUUCCAGACUCUACGAUUACUGUCAAUACAAGUAUAGUGAAAUCUAAGAGUUCAAGUAGUUCAUUACAGUCUAUGAACAUAUCUACAGAAGAAACAUUUGAAUUGCAAAGACAGACAGCUGUUUCAAUGACUUCAGAAAGUAUAGAAGAAGUAGAUGGAGCUGGAUUAUCUAAAAUGUCAGCCAAAUCAGUUCAGAAGUUGGAGUCGAGUCAGGCAAAUGUUUUGGAGACAGCUGGGAAAGGUCAAAUUUGUGAAUUAAAGCAGUCCUCAGUGUCUCCAAUUGACUCCACACAACAAGAUGUAGCUAAUCAGAUAAGACAUCAGCUUCAAAAGCAGUUAUCAGUUGGUGGAAGUUCAUGUGAGAUUUUAGAAGUUUCAACUCGGCGUGUCACCAAAUCAACAGCAGAAGCUCAUACUGUUGAACACAGUGUUUCACAUCAUCACAUUCAUCAUCCACCGGAAAUUAUUGUCCGUCCUGAUUCCAAGCGUGUUCCAUUACACAGUGAAUUAGAGAUCACAGUACGAGCCAGAGCUUCAAAACAUGCUAGGGUCAGAUGGGUUCAUGACGGUGAAACUGUUACUUUUAAAGGGCAGCAUUAUGAGUUGAUUACAGAAGAAGAACCCAUAAAAGAAUGAAAACAAUAGUUUUAAUUGUUUGUAAAUAGUAGGAAAUAAUAAUUUAGAAUUACUUCUGUGAUAAAUUAUUACUUUGUUAUACGUGUGAUAUAAAUGUGGUGUCUGUAGUGUAAUAUGUUAAAUGAGAACUUCCCUAAGUUUGAGCACAAUAUAAUAUAGCAUAUGAAAAAUAGUUUUUCAAAUAGUUAGAAAACAAAACGCUUUUUUCGUAACAAGAAAAUUCUACAUUUGUCAGAUUUUACUGUAAAUGAUCAUUACAACAAAAGGUGUGUGAGUAUACAAUUAUUUCGAGUUUCAAAAUUUUCAUUUAUAAAAUUAUUUGAAGAGAGGACAGACAUGAUUGUUAUUGGGUUGCUUACAAAAUCAUUCCCAUAUAUACAACCUUCUUGGACUAAAAAUUUGUAAGAAUUAGAAAACACUUCCAAAACUCAAUAUUCAGAAAUAUUUGUAAACUUUAAUAUGUGUUUAUUGUAUAAAAAGGUUUUGACAUGAAUGUUUUAUAGUAUGAUGUUAUUACAUUUUAUAGAUUACACUGGUAAUAUUUAAGGUUGUUCUAUUAUGUUUAACAAUUAUAUUAAUGUCCAUCCUCUAUUCCCAUUUGAAGGGUUUAUGGUAUCUAAGUCCUUUCUCAAAACUCAUUUCCAGAAUCAUGUUCCUUUACUUUGAAAUUAUGAUUUGAAGCAACUUAUUUCAUUGGCUGGCAAGAACUGUGAUUUUACAAUAAAACCUUAUUGAUAAUGACCUCUAACUAUCAAGAAAAAAUGAAUAUAAUAAAGAGAGUAAAAUUGGUAGAAUCCAUUACUGUAAUAAUUAUAGAAAAACUUUGAGUAUAAUAAUAAGAAUAGAUUUGCAGGAAAUCUUAAGCAGCAAUUUGAUAAAUGUGUGGCUUAUCAAAAAGUUAUCAAACCAGUUAGAAAAUGUUAUAUUUUGUUGAUAUGAAUAUUGUAACUUUUUAACAAUAUUUUGCUGCAAAUAUGCUUUUAUUCUAUCUCAACUUUAUGAUAUUAAAAUGAUUGUAAUUUUCUAACCUUUCCACUGUAGCUUUGAAUUGCAAUAAACCAGCAUUUCACUACUUAUAAAGGGAGAUAACUUGUUUCAAAUUAUAUCUUUAGAGCCUAAGAUUUGUGAUACUAGUUGUGAGUCUCAGGAAAGGAAUAUUUUCUACAGGUUACUCCUAUAUAUCAUAGAUUUAACUGUAUCAUGUUAUAGUACAUGAUUAUAUUAUUCACCAGUUGUUUUGAUUUUGAUGGUUUAACUUCAUAUAAUAACAUGAUAUUAAUGUACACCUGAUAUUCUGAUGUUGAUGGGUUGUUGUCUCCAAUGAAUGGCAAUAAAAAUAAAUUUAG